Molecule: messenger RNA, 1059 nt
Organism: Manihot esculenta (cassava)
Lineage: Eukaryota; Viridiplantae; Streptophyta; Magnoliopsida; Malpighiales; Euphorbiaceae
Product: chloroplastic import inner membrane translocase subunit HP30-2
Exons: 6
Coding region: 114-896 (260 amino acids)
Biological process (GO): protein insertion into mitochondrial inner membrane; protein targeting to chloroplast
Cellular component (GO): TIM22 mitochondrial import inner membrane insertion complex; chloroplast inner membrane
Molecular function (GO): transmembrane protein transporter activity; protein binding
Source: RefSeq, a predicted model, not a curated record
AGGGUUAAGCCGUGGUAAAUAUAUAUAAGAAAAAUUCCAGAGAGACAAAUCUAAUCGGUCUUCAUUCAUCUUCUUCUUUCUUCUUCUCCUGCUAUCCACAAAGCGGCUCAGAAAUGGAGCAGGGGAAACAGGGAGUUAUGGUGGCUAAACUCAUGCCUAAUCAGAAUCCAAUUGAGCAGUUGCAACUUCGGUUCAAGGAGUUGGAGAAUGGUUUCAAGUCCUGGUUGUCCAAGCAGUCCUUGCCCGUUGAGGCCGCUGUCGUCACUGUCACCUCCGCUGCCCAGGGCGCUGCUAUUGGUGGUUUCAUGGGUACUCUUACCAACGAUGUCUCCUCCUCCCUUCCGACUCCUCCUCAGGGCUCCCUAAACCCUCAGGCUAUGGCCUCUCUCCAGCAAGCCCAGGCUCUAUCUGGGGGUCCCUUGGUACAAGCUCGGAACUUCGCUGUCAUGACUGGUGUCAAUGCUGGCAUAUCAUGUGUCCUGAAAAGAUUGAGAGGCAAGGAGGAUGUUCAGUCCAGCAUGGUAGCAGCUUUUGGUUCUGGAGCUAUGUUUUCAUUGGUGAGUGGCAUGGGUGGAGCAAAUCAGGCUGCAAAUGCAAUCACGUCUGGACUUUUUUUUGCACUUGUACAAGGUGGACUUUUCCAGUUAGGGCAAAAAUUUUCUCAACCGCCAGCUGAAGAUAUAUAUUAUACCAGAACAAGAACCAUGCUUAAUAAUCUUGGACUACAGAAUUAUGAGAAGAAUUUCAAGAGAGGGCUGUUAACAGACAACACUUUACCAUUGCUGACUGAUAGUGCUCUUAGAGAUGUCAAAAUCCCUCCUGGACCAAGACUCCUUAUUCUUGAUCAUAUUCAGAGGGACCCAGAGCUGAAAGAGAGGCGAGGCAUCCGUGGUUGAACUUAUAAUCACAAAAAACGAGUUAGCUAUGAGAAAGCACUUUCUAGUAUAGGGAAGUAGUUCUUAUUAUUACUAUACAAUUUGUGAGUUAAUUCUUCCUUCCAAGUUCCAACUGCUAUUUGUGAGUAUCACAGAAGCGUCUAAUGUGAGUCUCUUUUAUUUA